AUGAAAGAGAACGCAAAACCUUCCGAAAGGGCUCAAGAGGUUAGCUGUAAUGUUUCACGGUUAAUUGCCAAAAUGAAAAAUCCACACACUGUCGGUGAAAUACCUAUUUUACCAUCGUGCAAAGAAAUUGUACGGGGAAUGCUAGGACCAGGAGAAGAGAAGGAGAUGGUCCGAGUACCACUUUGUGACGAUACUAUCAUUAGACGAAUUGAUGACAUUUCGGAUGACAUAGAAGCAACACUGGUAGAUAAAUUACGAGUAGCUGGAAAAUUUGCAUUUCAAGUUGAUGAAUCAACAGACAUCGGAAGCUGUGCACAACUCAUAGCCAUUGCGCGCACUGUUGAUGAGAGACGCAUUAAAGAUCGCUAUCUUUUCUGCAAAGAACUUCCUCAAGGCGCAACCGGUGAUGAAGUAUUCCACGUUACAGAUGGAUAUCUGAAAAGCAACGGGAUCCAGUGGCAAAAUUGCACAAGUGUUUGCGCCGACGGAGCUGCUGCAAUGACAGGACCUAUCAUAGGGUUCCAGUUGAAAAGGGAAUUUGUAAGGACAAAAAGCCAAACAUUAAAUCUUAAACUAGAAAAACACGAGAAAAAUUGGGAACUUUCAUCAACAGAUGAAGAGAUUGAUUGCAGUCCCAAUUCAUCUGGCCACAGUUACACGGUUUUUACUACGGAAGAUGAAAAGGAAUUGGAAGUUGUAGGAGGUUCAGAAGAAAAUGACCUAGUUGCAUCUAUUUCUUAA
Uloborus diversus is the source of this 741-nucleotide messenger RNA. Its product is annotated as zinc finger BED domain-containing protein 5-like. The record is from RefSeq and is a predicted model, not a curated record. The transcript has 2 exons. NCBI's taxonomy places the organism in Eukaryota, Metazoa, Arthropoda, Arachnida, Araneae, Uloboridae. The coding region runs from base 1 to 741 and encodes 246 amino acids.